AUGAUAGAAAUAUCAACCUUAUCAUUCCUUCCUUUGAUUUGUUCGUCAUCGUUAUUUAUUUUUAAUAUAAUCAUCGGAUAUUACUUUACUGCAGUCAGCCCGUUAUCAUUAGAGGCAUCAGCAACCAUCCGCUUAAGGAAGCGAAGAAACGUUUUGAACGACACUUCAACCGGCAUCACCAUACAUGAAGUAAGAAAAGAAAUCAGCAGACAGUUUGAACAACUUAUGCCCACCAAGUACUGUAAGUCAACUGAGAAAGUCUGUCCCGCAGGUCCCCCCGGAUAUCCUGGUCCCACUGGACCGAGGGGACCACGUGGCAGGAGGGGACCAAAAGGAAAGAAAGGUCCUCAAGGUCCCAUGGGACCUCCUGGAAAAUCCGGAAAAACAGGAAUAACUGGUCCUGCAGGACCGAGAGGAGAAAAGGGAGAUAAAGGAGAACCUGGGCCAAAAGGCAUGCCGGGACCACGUGGAAGGCCUGGAAAAUCGAUAUCUCCACCACAAGUGUUGCUGACGCCAGCAGAGCAGACACGAGAUGAGGGAGGAAAUACGGCAUUUUAUUGCACGGUCGCCGGAAAUCCUUCCCCAGUCUUGGAAUGGCAAUUUAAGGGCAUCAAGCUUCUGUCCGGUGCAAAGUAUUUGAUUAAAGAAGGAGAGUUGAUCGUUAGAAAUCUGAAUUACAGCGAUGCUGGGCCGUACACAUGUGCUGCUAGGAACAUUCUUGGAUCGUCCGAGGCCACUGGUAACUUGUCUGUUCGAGGUGAGAGAAGCAUUUCAUUCUUGAGGUUUGUUGUUGAACGGCGCAUAAACAUGUCAAGAAAACUAUACGAUGAGAAGGCACACUGACAGAACAUCAUCCUCACCUGACCUUUAUUUUGACACGCUUUCAGAAUUCGGUUAAGGCUUUAGCAGCCGUCAGACUACGACUUCUUGAAAAUACCCGUUAACAGAUUUGCCAGCCAAUAACUAAUUGGUUUCAUCGCUCCAUUUCUUUUCUGUUAUGCAAACAAACAUUUCUUGUACAAAGUUUCCCGGAAAAGAAAGCAUCUAAUUUUUUCAUUUUUCUCAGUUGUAAUCCUGCCAUUCCCCGAAGGUUAUUUCUUAGAAUGUCCUGUGCAGGGAGCCGACUCCUUGCUAAAGGGGUACCAUUUUGAGGCUUCAGGUAUAUGAAAGGGUCCGUGUUUUACUAGUUGAAGUAUAAUAGUGUUGGGAAAUCUGUCAUUUCGGUCUGAAAAAAGAUCUAAAAGGACUAGCGCAAAGAUGUUAUGGCUGUGAAAAAGUCGAGAAAAUUUUCUGCUUUUGUGAUUUAUUCACAUUUUAAAGACAGUGCGUUGAUCUCCCAAUCUCGUAUUUGAAAAGGGCAAACUUUUCUGUUGAAAAUUACAUAUAGUGUUGGACCUCUGGGCGGAGCCUCCCAGUAUAACACUUUGAAGAGUACCCCCCCUCCUUCUCCUCCCCGGUGUCGUCCAGUAGUAUUUCAACCUGAUAUUAAUUAUUUUUUCAGGUCUUCCAAUAUUCACAAAAGUUCCACCUUUACUUGCUGCACCGGUACAAGGCACUACAUUCCAAGUAACCUGUAAAGCUGAAGGCUAUCCUCGUCCCGUUGUAACCUGGACUAGAGCAGCAAUGCCUUUACCUGCUGGAAAAACGAAAAUAAACCAAGGCACACUUACCAUUAACAACUUGAUUCCUGCCGACAACGGUUUGUACGACUGUGUAGCUACUAACAUCAUUGGAACAAAGAAAGCUAGAGUCAACGUGGCAGUGCAGCGUAGCUCAGCUGCAGGUUUGUCUUAGGCUGUAAGGUCCGCACAGACAUAAAUUAAACAUUUAGUAACAUAAACAUCAGGCCCCAGUUGUUCAAAAGCUGGAUAGCGCUAUCCAUCGGAGAAAUCACUAUCCAGUGGAUAAGUAUUAGGGAAACCAGUUGCACUAUCCACUGGAGAGAGAUUUAUCCGCUGGAUAGCGCUAUCCACGUUUUGCCCCAACUGGCGCCUGGUGACCUUUGUUAAAGGUCACAGAGAUCGCAAGACCAAGGGUUCCUGAAUCCUGUUUAAGACUACUUUAAUAGGCUUAGCUGACUCAGACUACAGUGUAUACUUAAGUGGAAUGUAAAACAUAUAGGACCGCCGUUGGUGAUGGCCUUUUAUUCAUUGUUAAAAAGCAGUGUCGUUGUUAAAGGCUGAAUAUGCUCGUGUAGCAAUUGUUUAAAGGGAAAGGAGGGAAGCCUAUACUCGAGUCUAACGGAAGACGAUUUGAGAUCUAGAAUUUUCGGAACAUUUGUUGUAAAAUUUCUUGCUUGCCUGCUUCUGCUAGGAUUUUCGAACAUCUAAAAAAUGGUAUAAUUGCCAAUUUUUAACGGAUUUUUACCCUAAAAAGGUCACCUAGAAUUUUCGGGAGCCGUUUUUCUGGCUGGGAUUUUUGAAAAGUAAGUUUUGAUCCCUAUAAUUUUCGAGUCACUUGACUUUCAGCUAGGAAAUCCGAACAGAUGAAAAACUUUUAGGGGAUAAAAAUAUGCCUAUAUCUACCGUUUCGAUACUAAAAUACGUUUAACAAUACUAUGUUCAUAAUAAGUGGUUUUGAACUAUAUUUUCGUUGGGUGCCCCUGGAGAGUUCUUUUGUCACUUAGGAAAAGUCGAAUUUUUUUCCCCAGGUUUGCACGACUCUGUUAUUGUGGGAAACAACAAAAAUCACUUAACCUCGUUAAGCAACUGGCUUGCACCUGUCACAAAAAGCGUCAAUUCUCUCUGGAAACGCUGUUGGCGUGCAUCCGUGGACGGCUGGGCUGCGAGUACAUUUCACUCACGAUGUGACAGCAAGGGCCCGACUGUGACAAUAAUAAGGGUCGGGAGAUAUAUUUUCGGAGGAUACGCAAGUAUUUCAUGGGGUAAGUGAGCAUUGUAAGCCAUGGCAGUGGCAUCUAUACCUUUGACGUAAUCAGUUAGCACUGAUAUGUUCAGCUAAAAGAGCAGCUUGGUACUUAGCAAUAUGGAAUCAUGUGACUCUACCUUUCAUACAUGGUUAAGUAGUGGCGGACAAAGGUUCUAGGUUAAUAGCUCUAGAUGCGGGCCCAUUUCCCCUUGUUCCUCAAGGGGCGAGGACCGCCCCUCCUACUCUCACAUGGAGUGAAUGAGUGCCACACCCCCCCCCCCCUCUUCUCAAGUUCUGAUUCUGCAGAUGAUAAGUGAUGCAUUUCUAGCCUGUCAAGACGGGUCCAAAUUCCAGGCUAACACUAUUACAAUAAUAAUUUUUAGGUUAUAAAGUAUCGAUAUUGUUCUGACUUUCUUGCCUCCCUGCUAUCUUCCAUCCUUCAAUUACCAUAUUGCAAAAGAAGCGACUAACGUACUACAUCGCAAGUUUUUGGUGAAAUUCGCAAAUUUUGGCAAAGAAAAAACACGCUCUCUUGACAUGUCCACGUACGUGAUACACCAAGACGAAGGUUCAUUUCAACGAUCAAACUUUUGUAAUUUUGCCUAAGUGAAAUGUUGCGAAGAGGAUUCUUCUCUUCGGAUUCGAACGUACUUAAUAGACUGAAAUGGGUGACAGAAAUACAUAAUGUUUUAUACCUUUUCAAGGAUAAAGGCUCCUAAAACUCUUUAUUGUCUGUUUCCUUUUAUUGUCUUCUUAAUACAGUACCCUUAAAAUCAAACGAAGCAUUAAUUUACCAAUAAAAGUGUAUUGCGACAUGCACCAGUUCUUGUAAAAAAGAAGCUUCUAGCUUCGGUAAGUGGUAAAAAAGACAAAAACAGAUAAAUUUGGAGAUUUGCUCCAUAAAGUUAUAAAAGAACAUAAAUUAUUAAUUACUAAUUUUUCCCAGAUCUAUUGCUUGUAAUUGCAAAUCUUUUAAAAAUAACAUCUCCCACAGGCCGGCACCUUAGCCUCGGUGAGCUUGCAGCCACAUAAAACUUUCUCCUGAGCGGACGAACCACGCUUGCCUUUAGUACAGCUGUAUCUUUUACCAAAAUACCUGGACGUAAAUAAUAAUGCAAUAAAAUAAUAUUCAUACUAAUGAUAAUGAUGAUGAUAAUAAUAUUAAUAAUAAUAAUAAUAAUAUAAUAAUAAUAAUAAUAAUAAUGAUAAUAAUAAUAUUGAUAAUGAUAAUGAUAAUGAUAAUAAUAAAGAAGACAUAGAAACUGAUUUCGUUUUUGAUAAAUGACGAACGUUACUGAGAAACUCUAUCGAAUUUGUUUUAUGAGAAUAAGGUAUUUACUGUUUUUAAUUAACAAUAAUAAUAAUCAUCGUCAUCAUUAUGACAGGCACAAGGACAAUGUCGCUAACUUAUCUUAGAAAAGUUUUGUUUCAUUUCUUUUAGCUUCUGGUUCUGGCCGGUAUCAAUACGACUCAAAAGCCUUCUUAUUUUCGCUGGUAAACAAGCCAGGAUGGACGUCUGUCAAAUUGUCUCAGUCAGGGCAACAUAGUUCUAACAAAUGGUCCAUAUACUUUCGCUCAACCUACGGGCCUACAUUCGGAAACGGGUAUGACAUUCACAUAGACAACUACGCGUCAUCUAAUAGCAAUUCUUUCAGCAACCUUGGCCAUACGUACAGCCCACCGAGCGGGUACAGCUACCGCAGCACCUUCGCACGAACAUUCCUGGCAGGAACUUACAAGUUCACACCAGACGAAGUUGAAACCUUUUACGAAACAACCUAA
Messenger RNA from Porites lobata, 4650 nucleotides. The record is from the annotation of a GenBank genome assembly. NCBI's taxonomy places the organism in Eukaryota, Metazoa, Cnidaria, Anthozoa, Scleractinia, Poritidae.